AUGAGUCAACUUAAAGAAGAUGAACCAACAAAUAAUGGGAAGAAGAGUGAAUUACUUCCUUUCAACUGCAAGGUGUCAGAACUGUUACUGGCCCACAAAUGCCUAAAAUGGGGACAAGAGACACAUCUUUAUGGGGUGGAUGUUUUGGAGUCCCAUGCAUCCCUUUUCCAUGCUAUCCGGUCAACUUUAAAAGCUUGGAAGAAGACUGCAAGACAUGAGAAGGCGAAACGCUUGGAGGUCAAGAAAUCCAGUGGCAUUUCCUUAGCAAGCCUUCGGGUAGAAGAUUUUGUAACUGAACAUUUCGAUUUUCUGAAAGACAGAAGAGAAGACAAAGACACCCGCAAGAAAUCGCGUUCUAAAUCCAUCUGCAAACCUGUACAUCCCAGAUAUCCGCUUAUAUCAAAAAGCAAAAAGCAAUGGAAAGCUGAUCUUGAAGAGUUGACACCAACACGCUUGCUUCCUUACUUUAUUUUAAUUAGGAAUUGUUAUCCAUUGCCACUAUCCAUCAUCCAAAGCCUAUGUUUUUCAAGAGAGAUACAAUGCAGGAUUGAGCGUUUUACUCGGAAGCGCAGAAAGAAGAAAGAAAUAACUCGGCUUGAAUCGGAAGAACAUCCGAUGCUUAAAAUGCAGACAAUAGAAGAUCCAAAGUACAUCACAUUUUCCAGCUUAAGGGAGCUGCAGUGGAAGUUAUUUAAAGGUCUGGUGAAAAGGAAACCCGGAACUACUGGAGUUUGGAGAGUACCUUUAUACAGUUUGGGGAUUGCAGACACAAUUACUCCUCCCAAAGAAGAAUACGUCCUUCCUUUGAUACCUAAGGACUGGAUAAUCGAUGACUCCCUCAAGUUUUCAGAGGAAAUGACACACCUGCUUCUCCAGUAUAAUCCUCAGUCAUGAAUGGAAAGGUAGUUACCUGCAGUUCUGGAAAAAAUCCAACUAAAAUGCAUUGAACAGUUCAUAGUGUUAGUAUAAUUAGUAUAAUUCUAAUAGUACAAAGUGUCAUCAGUCCAGAGCAUAUGAGUAUCAUUCAUGGUGGUCUAAAAGUACAGUGUGAAAAUGUGUCUCCAACAAACAUCUAAAAAUAAAAAAAAAUCUCAGAUAA
Messenger RNA from Anolis sagrei ordinatus, 1099 nucleotides. The record is from RefSeq and is a predicted model, not a curated record. Lineage: Eukaryota; Metazoa; Chordata; Lepidosauria; Squamata; Anolidae.